AUGACUAAUUUUCUUCAUGAUAUCACUUCUCGUUAUCCAUCGAAAGCGAUAUUAUAUGAAGUAGGAAAAAGUCAAGGAGGACGAUCAUUAUGGGCUGUAGCAUUAAGUUCAUAUUCUCCCAAUGAACAUAUUUUAUUACGUCCAGAAGUUAAAUAUAUUGGAAAUAUGCAUGGAAACGAAGCCAUUGGUCUACAAGUAUUAUUAUACUUAGUUGAAUAUCUUUUAACAUCAAAUGACAAUCAAGUUAUCGAACUCAUGAAUAAUGCUCGAAUAUGGAUUAUGCCAUCGAUGAACCCUGAUGGUUUCGAAUUAUCACAACAAGGUGAUUGCGGAUCCACAGGUGGAAGAAAUACAUUAAAUAAUAUUGAUCUAAAUCGAAAUUUUCCCGAUUAUCUUGGUGUUCCAUUUCCUUCAUCAAAUCGUGCUGUAGAAACCAGUGCAAUCAUGUCUUGGCUCCAUGCUGUACCGUUUGUUCUUUCAGCAAAUUACCACGGUGGUGCAUUUAUGAUUAAUGUUCCUUAUGAUCGUUAUUAUACUGGAAAAGUCUCAACUAGUAGUGAUGAUGAUAUUUAUCAAAUGAUCGGCAGAUCUUAUAUUAGUCGAAUAUCGCAAACAAAUAAAUAUUGCGAUUCAAGAACAGAUGAAAUCGGUACAGUUAUACGUGGUGCUGAUUGGUAUGAAAUCGUUGGUAGUAUGCAAGAUUAUGGCUAUUUAAAUUAUGGUACUAUUGAAAUGACAAUGGAAAUAUCAUGUUGUAAAUAUCCAUAUGAGAAUUUAUUGGCUUCCUAUUGGAAUUACAAUCGUGAUGCUAUGAUUGAACUUUUAUUGCAAGCGCAAAGAGGAGUCAAAGGUCUCAUACGCGAUGAGUUUCAUCAAUCUAUUCCAUUAACACAAGUAAUGAUUGACAAUAGGCGACCUGUUGUUAAUGUAACGCCACUAGGAGAAUUCUGGAGAAUACUUUUACCAGGCGUCUAUACUCUAAAGGUCUUCUAUCGAGGCUAUGAAAUCUAUCGUCAACAAAUAGUAAUCAAUAAUAGUUACAGUCCCUUAAAUGUAAACAUUGUUAUUCCACAAUUAGCAUAUAUUCAUUAUAUCAAUCGACCCAUUCAAUUAUUAUCUCCAUUUAUAACUAACAUAGUUUAA
Messenger RNA from Rotaria socialis, 1143 nucleotides. Lineage: Eukaryota; Metazoa; Rotifera; Eurotatoria; Philodinida; Philodinidae. The record is from the annotation of a GenBank genome assembly.